Molecule: messenger RNA, 2221 nt
Organism: Fusarium odoratissimum NRRL 54006
Lineage: Eukaryota; Fungi; Ascomycota; Sordariomycetes; Hypocreales; Nectriaceae
Exons: 1
Coding region: 339-1958 (539 amino acids)
Source: RefSeq, a predicted model, not a curated record
CAGAUAAAACAGAGGGCGAGAUAGGGAGGGGUUUCACGUUUUACGGCAGAUCCAGUAGCAGGGCCGAGAACUGCGGAGACCCGGUUAGAUCGGAUGGUACAGGGGAUCCAGGGAGAGAGAAGAACUGACAUGCUUGGCGAAAGCUUGACCACGCGGCGUCUAAACAACCUUGACCUUGACCUUGGUUUUGUGGGUGUUAUGACGAAACGGAAUACGAUGUGGGUUCGUAUGACUAGCACCAACUGUCUCCCGUAUAAUUCAAGCUAUGGCCGCUUGAGUUUAUUCGCCCCGUCAACUCUACCUCUCUUUCAUGUUCACAGCGGCUUGAUGAUACCACCAUGCGGUCUCACAACCACUUGCUGCGCGGCGUGCUAACGUUCGUGGCCAUCUUGACUUUUUGCAUUCUUCUUACAACAAUAUUUCAUAUCAAAAUAUCAGACAGUCUUUCAAUCACACCAAUUCAAGAACGGCCUUUCUUUUAUGAGGAGCAACCCCCACCUGAAGACCCAAAUCGCUCCGAACCGCCAAAGAAGACAUCGCCAAAGGAGCCUUUCCAUCGACGACCUCAACACAAAGACGAUAAUGAUAAGAAAAAGGAUCAAUCGAAUACUCAAGAUGACUACUACGAUCUCCGCCUCGACCGUGGCGACGAUGCUGAGGAUAAACCAUACUACGACUACCAUCUCUUGACCAGUCUACGGAAUAACAUGGGCUUUUACAACAAGAUUGAUGCGAGAAAGACUGGUCAUAAGCUUUUUAAUCCGACAAUACUUGAGCUUCCUCGCGAUGCUAAUAUCACUCAUGACUUUCUCGUCAUCGCUCGCACAACGCAUGUCGCAAAGGAAAUCAACGGCAAAAAGUACAAAGUUGCUCGUCAAGUCGCUACCUUUGCGAACCUGACCACCAACUACCUUGACCGACCUGUCAUCAGGACCGGUGAAUGGUCUACACUGCUGCUGGAGGACUUUGGUGGACCCGAACACCACUGCAAGAGACAACCCGACAUGGAUAAGUACGUCGGCCCAGAAGACAUGAAACUAUUCUGGACACGCGCCGGCGAACCUCUUCUCAUUUUCACUCAUCAAGUCGACGAUGAGACAAUGUGUCAAGGCCAAUUCCUCAUUGACGUGCGCGCCGCCCUCCCCGAGCUCGAACAAGCCCUCGGCCCCGACUUUUCAUCCCGUCUUCCCCCAAUCCGCUUCGCCGAACCAACAGGUCUCGCUCGCGAACCAGCACCAGGCCAAGAAAACCACCCUCGAUACCAGCGCGAGAAGAACUGGGCGCUAGCUCAGUCCCCCUUCAGUCCAGACUCCGAGCUUCUAAUGAUGGUGGAGCCGGGACAAUUAUUCCGUUGGAAAUCCGCCGACGAGCCCGUCGAACCCAUCGUCGCGGUUGACGACCAGCAAUCAGCUGUUGAAGAACCGUACCCACCGACGGCGAAGCCGGGAAAGACUUGGCACGGCAAGAAGAGGAAGACAUGCAUCCACGACGUCAUGAUCGACGAUAGCCACGUCCACCAGAGCUCACCCAUGCUAAGUGUCACAAUGUGCAACCGCGGAACAUGCGAACCCGAUGAGCAAAACACCGUGUUGAUGGGCAUCGUGCAGCGCCGACAAGACUUCCCGGGCGCUUCGUUUACAUGGUAUGACCGUCGGAUAGCAGUGUACGAAUCAGUAGCGCCGUACCGCAUGAUCAGCGUCGGCAAGAAGCUCACGUACCACGGGGAAUCGGACCUCAGCUAUUCAUGGACGGGCUCCAUGUCGUACUACACCAACCAGACCGAGUUCCCACCGUCGAACCACGGAUAUCUCGACGAUGAGGUCUGGCUGGGCUUUGGCGUCAAGGAUGCAGCCGCUGGGUGGCUGGAUGUUCGGGCCAAGGAUCUCAUUGCAGAUCAUUACAUGUGUCAGGGGGCAUCGGUGGAAUACAGGUAUUAUAGACAGGGUAUUUCGGCAUAGCGCGGUGUGUUUUUUUUUUUUUGGGUUGGCGUUAGAGGGACUAGACUACGGACACUGCUUCUCUUUGUUCUGUUGACUAGAGAUGAUUCGAUACCAAAUUUUAAUAUUUUGAUAAUCAUGAAUAUCCUGUGUUGGUUGUUUGAUGUUUGUCAGACUAUUGAUGGACAGAUUUUGUUAGUGUCGGUCAACUGCCGAAACAGGCUUAGACGCAAGGGGUAAACGAAACGGUAGUUGGUGCAAUACGAGAAUUUCAAAUGGAGAUA